Molecule: messenger RNA, 7716 nt
Organism: Mugil cephalus (flathead mullet)
Lineage: Eukaryota; Metazoa; Chordata; Actinopteri; Mugiliformes; Mugilidae
Gene: ltbp1
Product: latent transforming growth factor beta binding protein 1
Exons: 30
Coding region: 765-5306 (1513 amino acids)
Molecular function (GO): calcium ion binding
Source: RefSeq, a predicted model, not a curated record
CAAACCAGGAAAAAAAGGAUGCAUGAACUUUUCCAGACUACACUAGUACUAACAUUUACUGCGAUGGUCUCCAUCAGUGCCACCUGCUGAGUGGAGACUCGGCUAUAGCCAGGCUACUUCUAUAUUUUGGAGGUUAGUCUGCUCAUUGGAGCUGGAAGUGAGUAUCAUCUUUCAGAGGCCUGCUUGGGGAAUGUGAGCGCGUGGUAUGUGUGAGAUGGGUCAUCGGUGAGUGUAUGUGGGUGUUGGUUUCAGUUAGGCUCCCCUGACACCCUUGGGCCCCAAGAACCUCUCAGCGAACGUUCUUGGGGUUGGCGUGUAGGCUCCCCCCCCCUGACGUCACGUCUGGAGGCUGGCUGCUCGAGUCUCGCCGCUGCGCUGACAGUGUUCACCUCCAGCGGCGAAACUUUCCCGGAGUUCUCAGGCUCUUCUCUUCUGACUGUGACCAAGUCAAAUACUGCCCAGAGGAAGCCGCAGCACACUCGAGACGCAGACGGAAAACGGGGAGAAAGCAUUUAUAUGCCUGGGAAAUAUAUAUAUAUUUUUUACGGUGCAUGGUUUUGAAACUUUUCACAGUGAAGCCAACGUUUUUCUCUGGCAAGGUUAGAUUAUUUAGUGUUUUGCGACAUCGAGUUGGAGUCGCUACCAACAGGAAUAUGUUCAGGAGUACACUACUUUUUCUUACCCGUGAGAACUGAAAGGAGUUGUCCACAGACCUUUUUUCCACUCGCCAGCAAACUUCUUCUGACUUUGAAUUCCGUGUAGAUAUGGCGUGUAUUAGAUGGGGCCUCUUACUUUCCUUCAGUUUAUUGCUCUCCCCGGUUUGUGUGUCAGUUGAGAGACAGCAGAGCCGGAGCGGAUUCAGGAGGCUGUACGUGCUCCAGCCUGGGUCGGGACCGGGGCACGGGCCGGGGUCUGGGUCUGCCGGAGCUGACGGCGGCGGAGUUCGAGUCAGCUCCAUCUCGACGCGUCAUGGGCCGGCGGGGCAGCCGCACUCAUACAACGUGGAGCUCACCGCAAACUUUGGCGGCCAGGUCCGGACACGAAGGAUGGGGAGUCAGGCGGCGUCGGCCCCGCAGUUCAGUCAGCAACAACAACCACAACAACCACAACAGCAGCAGGUCGUGCGGCAGAGCGGACAGGAGCAGAGCCAGCAGAAGCAGCUCAUGAAGCUGUCCGGGGUGAAUGUCUGUGGAGGGCACUGCUGCCAUGGAUGGAGUAAAGCUCAAGGAUCACAGCGGUGCACAAAGCCCAACUGCAUCCCUCAGUGCCAAAAUGGAGGAAUGUGCCUCAGGCCUCAGCUCUGUGUCUGCAAACCGGGCUCAAAGGGGAAGGUGUGUGAACAGAAGACAGUGUCCACACAUCUCUUUCCUGCACUGCCUGGGAAUGGGCCCACCAACGGGAACAACCCUGGUCACACAAAUGGACAUAAUGUGGUACCCCAGCGACCCAUACCUCAACAAGUGUCUCCUAAUGUUUAUGCCUCUGCACCACCUCUGGCAAACAACGUGGCCCAGAUGAAACUAACAGUCAAGUCAGCUCCUCAGUUCGUGCGACCCCAUUAUAUCCAACAACACAUUCAGCAGCACAUCCGGCCCAUGCCUGUACACCCUGGUUAUUUUAUAAAGCCCAAGUACUACAACACACACGCCACACACACUCAGAUGCAUGUCCAGGCCCAACCUGACCGGCCAAUCCCCCUGACAGUGGGACACAACCCCAUCCAUGCUGGAAACCAUACAGGACGGAUCAAGGUGGUCUUCACACCUACCAUCUGCAAACUGACCUGCAUAAGCGGCAGAUGUCACAACAACUGUGAGCUGGGAAACACCACCACCAUCAUCAGUGAGAAUGGACAUGCCACCGACACUCUGACAGCUCCCAACUUCAGAGUAGUGGUUUGUCACCUACCAUGUAUAAAUGGUGGCAAGUGCAGUGCCAGGGACAAGUGCCAGUGUCCUCCAAACUUUACCGGAAAGUUCUGCCAGAUGCCACUUCAGAAUGGACAGCAGAAGCACCAGCAGUCGUCAGGAACCUUAAGUCAAACUCAGGUCCACUCCACACACAGCCUGCCUCUGACGUACAGCAACGGACAGACUCCUGUGUUCAGCCCAAGCAUUGUCAACAUCCACAUCAAACACCCUCCAGAAGCUUCUGUUCAGGUUCACCAAGUCUCUCAGGUAGACAAUUACCAAAACAACGGGCAGCAGGUAAUAGGAUCCCAGGCAGGCUCGUCUUCCAGCUUCAGCUACCACCAUAGUGAGAGCAGCCAGAAGAUCCAGCACCAUGGCUACAACAUAGUCUAUCCCAGCCAGCAUGGUUACCAGGUUCCUCACUACCAACCUGUCACCUCCAAACACACACUAGGUCGUUGCUUCCAGGAGACAGCAGGCAGUCAGUGUGGGAAGGCAUUGCCAGGUCUCACUAAGCAGGAACAGUGCUGUGGGACCAUUGGGACCUCCUGGGGGUUCCACAAAUGCCAGAAGUGUCCAAAUAAACCAUCUAUCUCUCUAAUAGAUUGUCCUCAGGGUUACAAAAAAAUCAACAGUUCUCAUUGUCAAGAUAUGGAUGAGUGCCAGCUGCAGGGUGUGUGCCAAAAUGGAAACUGUCUGAAUACUGUGGGCAGCUACAGGUGUAUGUGUAAACCUGGAUAUGUCCCUGACUCUACACUCACCACAUGCAUACCCAACACGCCUGCCAUCCAAGAAGAGAAAGGGGCUUGCUUCCGUUUGGUCAGCUCAGGGAAGCAGUGUUUGCACCCAGUAUCUGCCCAGCUGAGCAAACAGCUCUGCUGCUGCAGUGUGGGCAAAGCCUGGGGCCCUCAUUGUGACAAAUGCCCCCCUCCAGGAACAGCUAAAUUCAAAGAAAUCUGUCCUGGUGGAAUGGGAUACACUGUUCUACCAAAUCCCCCUGUCAACAAGCCAGUGACCGCUUACCAGGAACCUACAGUCCUGUUAACCCCGCAACCCCUGCCAGCACUAGAGAGACCAGUGGAGGCUUUUGGGACACCAGAGGAGAUAAUACCAGUAGCAACAAGUGCACCAGAUCAGGAGCUGGUAGAUCCUGAGGUUAGCAAUAGACCAAUAGUUGAUCCUAUCCUGCCCCAGCUCUCUCCUGGUGUGUCCACUGUCAAGAUGGAGGCAGCCUAUCCAGAGGUUGUUGAGAGGUCAUCUCCACCUGCACCAGUGGAGAUCCUUCCAUCUAAUGCAGGCCAGGACAUCGCUCCCAGCCAAGCAACAGAGGUGGAUGAAUGCCAGAUCAACCCUUAUAUCUGUGGCCCAGGGAUUUGUUACAACACAGCCAAGAGCUACACUUGCCACUGUGAGGACGGAUACCAUCUGGAUGACAUCCAAACCACCUGCAUAGAUAUUGAUGAAUGUUCAGACAGGACAGUGUGUCCUUCUGGUAUCUGCUACAACGAGCCGGGGAGUUACACCUGUGGUUCCUGUCUUGAUGGCUUUUUAGGGCAAGGAGGCCAGUGUGUUGAUGUAGAUGAGUGCCAGGAUCAGCGAAUCUGUACCAGAGGCCACUGUCAGAACACUGAAGGCUCAUUUUUCUGUCAUUGUGGGCCAGGCUUCAGAGUGUCAGAGGAAGGAGACCAAUGUGAUGAUGUAGAUGAAUGUGUAGAACAAGCCAGACCAUGUGCGGGUGUAGGAGAGUGUGUAAACAACAUUGGUUCCUACACCUGUAUCUGCUCCCAGGGGUACCGACAGAUCAAUGGUACCAGCUGCAUAGACAUUGAUGAGUGUGGGGAUGAAGCAGAUCUAUGUUCCCCACACGGCAAGUGUCUCAACACAGAAGGAUCCUAUUUGUGUGUAUGUGAAAGUGGCUUCACUGCCAACCUUGAUACACCCUCCUGUGAUGAUAUUGAUGAGUGUGGUCUCAAUGACACACUUUGUGGUCCUCAUGGCUUUUGUGAGAACCGGCUGGGGUCGUACCAAUGCCUUUGUGACCAGGGCUACCAGGAGUCCCAGGAUGGCCAAGGCUGUGUGGAUGUAAAUGAAUGUGAGCUGUUGAGCAGUGUGUGUGGAGAGGCUCAGUGUGUAAAUAUGAAUGGUUCCUUCCUCUGCAUGUGUCCCAGCGACCAGGAGUAUAACGCCAUGAUUGCCAAGUGUGAGCCCGUUCCCACAGUGUCACCAGUGGAGCGGAAGGAGUGCUACUAUCAUCUGAACAAUGAAAACCUGUGUGAGAGUGUUCUGACUAGCCACGUUACACUGCAGGAGUGCUGCUGUACACUAGGAGCUGGCUGGGGAGACAACUGUGAGGUGCAUCCCUGUCCUGUGAAUGGCACAGACCAAUUUGACCAGAUGUGUCCUUCUGGAAGAGGGUUUAUUCCCACUGAAGACUUGCUGUAUGGAGUAACCACUUCUAGCAGCUACAGAGAUGCAGAUGAAUGUGCGCUAUUUGGCCAGGAGAUAUGUAAAGGCGGCUACUGUCUGAAUACUAAGGGCAGCUACGAAUGCUACUGUGAGGCUGGACACGACUACGACGCUGUCAAAAUGGAGUGCAGAGACAUAGAUGAGUGUCUGGAUGAGUCAGUGUGUGUUGAUGGACAGUGUUUAAACACGGAUGGCUCAUACAUGUGUUUCUGUACACAUCCCAUGGUGUCGGAUCCCACAAGUAACCAAUGUAUCUUUGUUCCUGAGUUGGCUGAACAACAUGAGCAGACCGACUAUCAGGGUGUCUGUUGGCAGACUCUAACAGAAAACCUGACAUGUACCAAGCCACUGGGUCCCGACAGGAAGACCACAUACACAGAGUGCUGCUGUUUAUAUGGAGAAGCCUGGGGCGUGGACUGUGCCCUCUGUCCUCUUAGAAACACAGUGGACUAUGCAAACAUGUGUAACCUCCCUUUGAGUGGGGAGCGGCGGCCAUAUGGUCACGAUGCCCUUGUUGCUGGUCCAGUUCAUGAAUAUGAAGUGAGCCCUGACUAUUUGCCCCCACCUGAGCAGCAGCCUGUCCGACCCUUCUAUGAGGAUGAAGAGCGUCCAUACAAGGCAUUUGAGGGUUUGCGAGCAGAGGAGUGUGGGAUACUAAACGGCUGUGAGAAUGGUCGAUGUGUCCGGGUUCAGGAGGGUUACACCUGCGAUUGCUUUGAUGGAUACACCCUUGACCUGUCCCUCAUGGCCUGCAUUGAUGUGAACGAGUGUUCAGAACUGAACAACCGGAUGUCGCUGUGUAAAAAUGCAAAGUGCAUCAACACAGUGGGCUCCUAUCAGUGUGUGUGUCUGCCAGGGUUCAGGGCUUCAGACAAACCCAACUACUGCGUGGAAGCAGAAACACACCAAGCAUCCACACACACACAGUAAGCAUAGAUGUACACUGGCAGGGCAACAAGAGACACCAAAACUACAUGCACAACCUUGUAAUACUAUACUUGUGAGGAUAUCCACUGACUAUAGUCACUGCCGAAUCAUGAGCAGUAACCUUAAAGUAGAACUCCCUGCUUUAGCAGAUGCUAUAGCACCCAGCAGCACUGCAACAUCUCACUGCCACCUUGCACAGCUGGCCAUUAACAUUGACCGGGGGGAUGAAAAUCUUUUUGCCCAGAAUCUAAAUUAAACCUCAAAACUUUCAACCCUGUGCCUUAAAUCCUGCUUUUAAUCUUACUCCCUUACAUAAAAACGUAUCCAAAUGUCCACUCUGCCCUUUUACCACUGUCAGUUCUGGUUCCAAUCACUAUGGAUUUUCUUUUUUUAUAGCACUUGUUAUAUCACAUUUGUUAUUUUCUUCCGUUUAGUGGUUUUCCAGUGUUAAUAUUUUUAAAUGUUUUCCUAAAUAUUUAACUAAGAGACCUUAUACUGUAAGAAAUAUUGAAACUUUUUGAAAAUGAACUGGUCCUGUAGCUCGAAUGGGUAAUGACUGACAGAAAACGCAUCUUUAAUUAUUAGUUAAAAAUUCACUUUGGACAACAAAACAUAUAAGUCAUCAUCGCACAGCUAAUGUGUUGUGUUUCUGCAUGAACAAGCAGUCUGGGACUGUAGCGCUUAGUGAAUGUUAGGAGUCUAUCAAGAAGCCAAAAACAUAUACCAGUCUGUCUGUUGUUAAAAUUUUUAAAAUACCAUUGUGGUUUUGCUGAAACUAGUUGUGACUGACAUCAUUUGUCCAAUCUGUGCUUUAAUGAAUGUUUUGGGUAUAUUAUUAUUCCUUCAAAUAAAAUACAAAUAAUUCCUUCCCUUUCAUUUAAAAGAAAAUCGCUAUAAAAAAAAUAGUACAGUAGAACUUUUUCACUUAGGUCACAGCCAGUCUACAGCCACAUGCUGAUGUAAGCAGCCUGUCACAUUUACUAUCUAAGUUCUGUGACUUAGCAAAAAACAGGGGAAACUCCAUGAAAAAACAUUUUUCCCACACAUGUCACCUUUAUUGCAUAUAUGAUUAUAUAAAAAGACAGUGAGUGACACCCUAAAUGAAAAAAGUUUGAAAUUCACUCCAGUACAGUGUUUACGAAUGGAGGAACUAUUAGAGACCAAAAAAAUUUUUGUUGUUGUUGUUUUUUUUGUUUUUUUCGUGUGUGUAUGUGUGUGUACUUGCCUGAAGGCAUGUUUAUUUUCGGUGUAAAUUUGGCAAUUUUAACAUCUUUGAGGACUGACUUUUGGAUCCAGCCUCGAGUAGCCAUUCAAGGAACUUGAUACUUGCAUGUUGGUUUCAUUUUUGAGACCCAGAAGUUGCCGCUUGACUUUAAUCUGUUGAUGGUGCUAGAUUUCUUACACUUCAACCCUAAAAAAACAGACUUGCCUUUGUGGAGACAAUCAAAACCACAAGUGUGAAACUUGUGGUGGUGCUAAAGUCAAAGUCAGUGGGACCACCAAAGUCAAAAGGUACAUGAUAUGUCAGUAUUUCAUUGUAUAUUUCAGAAUCCAUCCAGUAGCGAGAGAGAGAUUUCCAAAGUAAGCUGUCUAGCCAAUAUUCUUUUCUUCAGACAUCACUUUAAUUUGGUCCUUAAAAGCAUAGAAAUACAGCAUGGGUUCAAAAACACACACACUUAAUAAAAUAAAAUGGAUGUUUUGUCUGUUGCUUUUCUAAUCUACUUUGUUAUUUUGUUUUUAAAGUAGAGUUUUAUGUGUGUCCCAAGAGGCUGCUUUUCCUCAUUUAACGUAACGACAAACCCUAUGGACUCAUGUUGGGGGAUCAUUCUUUUUUUCUGAUUGUCAAUAUUUAAUAUUGUGAAGAGACCAACUGUCUUGUUUCUUCACUUCUUCCAUCACCAGCCCACCCCAAAAGCUUGUUUCUACACCAAGUGAUUAACAGUUUAUGUACUAAGCACAAUUUAUUGAACUAAAAAAAGUUGCUUAUGUAGUCUUUGAAAUAAGCUUUUUGUGGGGGUUUUGUCUUUGUUUUUUAACAGUAGUCUGAUUAAAUUAGAGAACUACAUGUUGACUGGAACAUGGGAUAAAACUAAGUUUAAUUUUUCUAACAAAUAGCUAAAAGACUGUUGCGUUAUCUAGUAUCCCUUCCCUCUUUGUCUUGAAGUGGCUGACAUUUUAUUUUUUCUACUUUUCUUAUCUGCGUUUCACUGCACAGUCUUGCCAGGUUGCAAAGCUGCUAUGGGACAGAGAUGGGAGAGAAGAACCUUGUGUACAUUUUAACAAAAGAGUGGCUGUGAAAACAGCUGAUAUAUUCGUAAUUUGUACAUGACUGAACAGCUUUCUCUAUGAAUUCAUAUCACAAUGUACAUGGAAUCCCUUGAAAAUAAACUAUAAAUGGUGAUAUUUAACAUAA